AUGAAAAAGAUUAAUGAUAAUAAGAGUUCUGGCGGAAGAGUUGAAUUAGAAGUGAAUGAUGUUAAUGAGAAAUUAGCCGAAAAAGCAGAUAAAAACCACGUUCAUUAUAUAACUUCAGACGAACAGAUUAUAACGGACUACCAUGGAUAUUUAACACGAAGUGAUGAAGCGAAGACAAAAAAUGUUAAUGAAAGAAGAUAUAAAUACAUUCGUGCUAAAGGUUAUGACAUAAGCUGUACUGUACAGUAUGACACAGGUAAAGCACCAGAAGCAUUUAGUUAUAACGAUGAAAUUUAUGCCUCUACUUUCUCUGUUAAUGGUGUAUUAGUUGAACCAAGAUUUAUGUUAAGAGUUAAGGCAAAAAUAACGUUUGAAGAUGCUAUUAAAAGUAAAGCUGACAAAGUUGAACUUGACGCAACGAACAAAGUUUUGAAAUCUCAUAAACACAACAUCUCCGAUAUAAAUGAACUUCAAACUUCUUUAGACAGUAAAGCUGACAAGAACCAUACACAUAAAUCCUUCACUACUGUUAGAGCAGACGACAUAAUAUUGAACUUUGACCUUGGUUCAAGUGCACCAUUAGAAAAUCCAAGUACAAGCGUAAAAGAUACUCUUAACAGUUUAGAUAACAGUUGCAGGAACAUUGAAAGUCAUGCCAGAAACUUUGAAGCAUAUGAACUACCAGCAAUGUUAGACAAGAAAGCAGACAAGAACCAUACACAUAAAUCCUUCACAACUGUUGCUAUAGAAAGUAUUGAAGGAACGGUUGAAGAAACUGGUGGGGAGGGCGGAGCCCCGCCGCACGCGGCUGCAUUAUAUUGUAAACCUCCUAACUUUCCACAAGGUUUAACAUCGGAUGACGACAUAACGACGAUGAGAAACAUUAGAUGUAAAGAUGUUUAUGUCAUGAAGGAUGAACAUAAUAUUAAAUUCACUGCUCAAGAUUUAUAUGACAAGAAAGCUGACAAGAACCAUACACAUAAAUCCUUCACUACUGUUAGAGCAGACGACAUAAUAUUGAACUUUGACCUUGGUUCAAGUGCACCAUUAGAAAAUCCAAGUACAAGCGUAAAAGAUACUCUUAACAGUUUAGAUAACAGUUGCAGGAACAUUGAAAGUCAUGCCAGAAACUUUGAAGCAUAUGAACUACCAGCAAUGUUAGACAAGAAAGCAGACAAAACAGAGCUUCAAACAUUAAAGACUCAGAUUCUUGAAACAUUAUAUCCUAUAGGCUCUAUUUAUACGUCAAUGAACUCAACAAAUCCAGCAACAGUUUUAGGUUUUGGUAAGUGGGAACAGAUUGUAGACAAAUUCUUAUAUUGUACUAAAAGUUCAAAACAAGCCGGAGGUUCAAAGAAAAUUACAGAAGCAAACCUUCCACCGCACACUCAUACAGGAACUACAAACUUUUCUGGCGACCAUAGCCACUCAUUAAGAGACCACCCAUUAUACAACUCAGAGUAUGAAGCUGGCAAUGAUGUUUUAUCUCCAUCUUAUAACAAUGCAGCAAAAAAGACUUUUCGACAAACUGAACCAGGAGGAAAUCAUGUCCAUACUUUCACAACAAAUCCAACAGGCUCGGGUGCAGAUUAUAUGCCACCAUUUAUGACUGUAUUCGCAUGGUAUAGAGUUCAAUGA
Trichomonas vaginalis G3 is the source of this 1638-nucleotide messenger RNA. RefSeq names its product keratin-associated protein family. Bases 1 to 1638 code for a protein of 545 amino acids. NCBI's taxonomy places the organism in Eukaryota, Parabasalia, Trichomonadida, Trichomonadidae. The record is from RefSeq and is a predicted model, not a curated record. The transcript has a single exon.